GAAGAACAUGAGAGUAAAAUCUUUAUCUAUUUAUUUGUUGACUUUUAACCAGAAACUUUGUAACUUUAUACAAACAAUUCAUAGCAUGGAUAAUAUCGAAUGUGUUAGAAUUAAAACAGAAGUCAUAAGUGACGCUGAGGACGAACCGAUUGACAUUAUGGAAACAGAUGAAAGUUCCAGAGAGUCUCCAAAUGAAAACCAGGAACUUACUUUUACAAACUUUUCAAUUGACGCUAUACUGAGACCAACUUUUGGAGUGAGGCCUAUACAAAGUGAAAGAAAAUCAGCUUUUGUAGAAAUUACAAGACAGAAUAAUCCUGUGCCUGUUCCUAGUCCGAAUGGUUCUGAAAAAUCAUAUAAGUCAUCUGGAUCAUCUUCAUCAUCUUCCAGUCCAGCAGUAUCACCAGGGUCGGAAUCAAGAUCGAUGUUGUUUCCUGCUUGGGUUUAUUGUACUCGGUAUUCAGAUAGACCUUCAUCUGGACCAAGAUCCAGAAAAAUGAAAAAGAGUAAGAAAGUAGAUGAAAAAAGACCAAGAACGGCUUUUACAAGCGAACAACUGUCUCGGCUAAAAAAGGAAUUCGAGGCCAAUCGAUAUCUGACAGAAGACAGACGACAGGCCCUUGCACUGGAACUAAAACUUUCAGACGGACAGAUAAAGAUUUGGUUCCAGAAUAAACGCGCGAAAAUCAAGAAAUCAUCUGGUGAAAAUAACCUUCUUGCGAUGCACUUAAUGUCACAAGGACUUUAUAAUCAUUCAACCGUAACAGACAGAGACGGAGAGCAAUAAUAUGAAGGAGUUUGGAAUGAUAAGUACACCACAAAUGCAGACGUCAUUGAAAAUAAUGUUUUUAUUUCUAGUCUCUUGUGUUUACGCUUGACUUGACCAAUAUGUAUAGAUAUAAUGAUCUCAGGGACGACAGAAGGGAGUGGUCAAGAUUACAGACCGGUACAAGCUCAGUAGAGCUGCUGACAUAAGUCCACUAUAAGAGAAAAAC
Messenger RNA from Mytilus trossulus (common blue mussel), 995 nucleotides. Its product is annotated as homeobox protein engrailed-1-B-like. The transcript is spliced from 2 exons. Gene Ontology annotation, molecular function: RNA polymerase II cis-regulatory region sequence-specific DNA binding; DNA-binding transcription factor activity, RNA polymerase II-specific. The record is from RefSeq and is a predicted model, not a curated record. Lineage: Eukaryota; Metazoa; Mollusca; Bivalvia; Mytilida; Mytilidae. Gene Ontology annotation, biological process: neuron differentiation; regulation of transcription by RNA polymerase II; multicellular organism development. Gene Ontology annotation, cellular component: nucleus. The coding region runs from base 8 to 787 and encodes 259 amino acids.